GCAUAAAAGGGCAACAGGUGAGCUCUUCAAUGGAGCAAUGGAUGCCAACAUUGGAAACGGGGGACGAGGACCGUAAUCUCUGAUGAGAGCCGAGCCACUUUGGUUGAUCAUGUGGUCAACCAUGCUCUAACAAUGAGGGAGGCUGGGCAAAGAGUGCAGCCAAAUCGGAGCAGGUACACUGUAGCAUCCAUCAUCCGGACUUUCCGAAAUGAGAAUAGAACUGAAAGAUUUCCAACACAAGAUGGUCUGAAAUCAUAAACAUGGUCCUAGAAAACAACGCCAUAACAUUACAGCAAAUACAAAGAAAAAUUAUAGAAAACAAUGACAUAUUUCAAAAUAUUGAUAGGGUAAGCUUAUCAACACUGGACCGUGUCUUUCGCAGAAAUCAUCUCAGGAUGAAGCAGGUCUACAGGGUGCCAUUUGAACGCAAUUCAGAAAGAGUCAAAGAAUUGCGAUAUACCUAUGUGCAAAGAGUCCUUGAGCUAGAGGUGGCUGCAGUGGAGCACCAGUUCAUCUUCAUUGAUGAGGUUGGGUUCAACCUCACAAAAAGACAAAAGAGGGGAAGGAAUGUCAUCGGCCAGCGUGCCAUUGUUGAAGUCCCUGGCCAGCGCAUAGGGAACAUCACAAUGUGUGCAGCAAUUACCCACCACGGCGUCAUCCAUCACCAUGCUACCCUUGGCCCCUACAACACCGCCCAUCUGAUCACAUUCCUGGACACCCUACACAACACACUCAUUCCACCAGAUCAGGUAGAUGGCCCAGAGCAGCUCAGGUACGUUGUCAUUUGGGACAACGUAAGUUUCCACAGGGCUGCUCUGGUUCGUAACUGGUUCACUGCCCACCCACACUUUUCAGUUGUUUAUCUCCCUCCGUAUUCUCCAUUCCUCAAUCCUAUUGAGGAUUUUUUUUUCUGCCUGGAGAUGGAAAGUGUAUGACCGAAAUCCACCAACGCGUAUACCUCUUCAAGCUAUGGAGGAUGCAUGUGGAGAUAUAGCAGCUGAUGCUUUUCAUGGCUGGAAUCGCCAUGCUAGGCGAUAUUUCCCCCACUGCUUGGCCAGGGAAAACAUUGCUUGUGAUGUGGAUGAGGUGCUGUGGCCAGACCGCAACAGAAGAGAGGAUGCAGCAUA
Molecule: messenger RNA, 1127 nt
Organism: Micropterus dolomieu (smallmouth bass)
Lineage: Eukaryota; Metazoa; Chordata; Actinopteri; Centrarchiformes; Centrarchidae
Exons: 3
Coding region: 261-935 (224 amino acids)
Molecular function (GO): nucleic acid binding
Source: RefSeq, a predicted model, not a curated record